CAGCGAGGAUCUAUAGACAACACCCUCUUUAUUUAUAAAAAGGGUGCUCAUGUCCUAUAUGUACAAAUAUAUGUCGAUGACAUCAUAUUUGGAUCUUCCAGCAAGAAACUAUGUAAUAAGUUUAGCUCACUAAUGUCUUCUCACUUUGAAAUGAGUAUGAUGGGUGAGCUGACCUUCUUCCUUGGUCUACAAAUUCGCCAACUUCCUGAUGGCAUUUUUAUAAACCAAGAAAAAUACAUACGAGACAUGCUGGCUAAAUUCGAUAUGUCUAAUAUCACUACAAAGCCUACUCCCAUGUCUUCUCCAAACAAUCUCCAUGCUGACCUUGAUGGUAAGCAUGUGAACCCCACUUUCUAUCGUGGGAUGAUAGGCUCGUUGAUGUAUCUCACAGCGAGUCGUCUAGACAUUAUGUUUGCUACUUGCCUUUGUGCAAGAUAUCAAGCAUCACCCAGGGAGUCUCACCUUCUCGCUGUCAAGUGUAUCUUCAAAUAUCUCAAAGGGACUUCCUCUCUAGGUCUUUGGUAUCCCAAAGAUUCUAACUUUGACUUAGUCGCAUACUCUGAUUCUGACUAUGUUGGCUGCAUGUUAGAUAGGAAAAGUACCAGUGGUGGAUGUCAAUUGUUGGGGGGAAGGCUGACUAGUUGGUCUAGUAAGAAACAACAUACAACCUCCAUCUCCACUACUGAAGCAGAGUAUGUAUCAGCAACAAGCUGUUGUGCACAAGUCCUUUGGAUGAAAAACCAACUUGCUGACUAUGACUUAGAUUUCUCUAAAAUCCCAAUUAUGUGUGAUAACACUAGUGCUAUUGCCAUCACACAUAACCCUGUUCAGCAUUCCAAAACUAAGCAUAUUAAUAUUAGGUAUCACUUCAUUCGUGAUCAUGUCAUGAAGGGGGAUGUUGAAAUCUACUUCAUCCCUACUAAUGAUCAACUUGCUGACAUCUUC
Molecule: messenger RNA, 945 nt
Organism: Erigeron canadensis
Lineage: Eukaryota; Viridiplantae; Streptophyta; Magnoliopsida; Asterales; Asteraceae
Exons: 1
Source: RefSeq, a predicted model, not a curated record